This is a messenger RNA of Symbiodinium natans, 2046 nucleotides long. The record is from the annotation of a GenBank genome assembly. Lineage: Eukaryota; Dinophyceae; Suessiales; Symbiodiniaceae.
AUGCAAGCCCCGCCCACUUUGCUGGCAGCAUGUUUCCACAUUUGGCAAUUUCUGUUAGCCCUUGGUCGUGCACAUCUGCUCUCCACUGACGAUUGUCCCGUGCCUGUCAAAGCCAUCAUUGUGGAUUCCACUGGCACAGAUACACUGAGUUUCGGACCUUCCCGAAAUGAUUGCCAAGAAAGGUUAGCUACUUGCAGUGUCUCUUGGAUUUCGUACGAGCUGGUUCAGGCGAAUCAUGAUGUGCCUGCAGAGAAUGCCGCAGAUGGGGCACUGCUUUCAAGAGAUUUUGUUUUGACUGAUGCGCUGAAGUGGGUGCCUUUUGCUGGACGCAGCGGCCGCAUUGCUUUCCUCGAGAGAAUUCUUCCGAUGCCCCGCAUGGAGAACGAAAGGCUUGAUUCCAUUCUGGCUGCCAAGGACCUGCUGGUAUCCGUGCUGCUACCCCGGAAGACUUCGGUGGCAUGGGCGGACAUGCAAACUAGAAUUAUUGCAGAACAGGUCAUGGCGGUCUUGCCAGAUCACACGUUUGUUGACGAUGGGUUAGCGGCGACAUAUGAGCAGGCGUUCGAACCAUACCGCUUUUCUUUAAUAGUAGACGAUAACAACGACACGGUGUCGCAAGCACUCAUUCAUUGCAUCGGCUGGGGGACGAUACCUCUAUUUAAUGGUUUCUCGCACAUUGUUGCGAUGUUGCCAAGAGUUGUUGUGCCGUGGGACAGAGCAGCCUUCCGGGUUGAGACACUGCUCACGUUCCUACCCUCGAUUAAUCACGGCGUGGCAGCGCUGUGGCAGCAGCAUCGGCUCAUCCAGGAUCAGCUUUUGUACCGGUACAGCCGCGGGUUCAAUGCUUCCUUGCGGGCAGCCGCCUGCCAUUUGUGCUCUUAUAAGCAGGCCCACCUCGAGGACGCCCUGAAGUUUGAAGAUGCCGAAGACGUGGAAGAUGUGCUGCCUCCUUUGGUUUUUGUUGGCGUGUACUCGGCACAGGAGAAUGUUCAAAAGCGCCAGGCGAUACGCCGGACUUGGGCACGACCCGUGCGCACGCAUGGAUUUGAUCUCAAGUUCUUUCUGGGCAGGCCCCAUGCACAUCUCGUACAUGUGAAGGCAGAAAAUGCGAUACACAAAGACGUGAUUCUGCUUGACGUUCAGGAGGGAUACAGAUGGAAUUCAAUAAAAGGACUGAUGUUUCUGGAAUGGUGUGCUAUGAAUGUGCUCGCGCGAUUCAUAGUCAAAGCCGAUGACGACGUUUACCUGCGGCCAGAACCUUUGGUGCUCCUGCUGAAGCGUCGCCCCUCAUUCGGAUACGUAUGGGGGUACUUCGACUAUUUCAGCCCUGUGCCCGAAGACGAGCAUCACGCUUUCUUCAAUUCGGAGGACAUCUACCCUUUUGCUGUGUUCCCUCCGUAUGCAAGGGGGCUGUUGCGUGUGUUGUCGGCGGACGUAGUUGCCGCCCUUGCCAACAUGAGCCUUGCUGGCAAGCUUCCAGUCAUCUAUGGAGAUGAUCCAUGCUUCGGGGUUCACUUGAGAUAUCUUCGGGAUGACAUGCCGGGCUUGCCCAUGCUCACCUUGGACGACAGAGAUUCCUACCGCAUCUUCGCGAUGGAGCCUAGCUGUAACCCGGCACUGUGGUCACAUGCGUCCCAGCGAUCAUGGAUCAUUCACCAUGUAUCGCCCGAGCAGGUUGAGUGCAUGUGGGCUGCCGACCUUGAUGCUGGUAUGUACCAACUGGACGGGAUAGGUCAGACAGGUCGGACAGGUCGGACAGGUAAUGCAGGUGGUGCCCAAUCCACGCCGGCAGUGCUGGAGGUGGCCCUGGCCGCUGCCAGCUUUGCGACCCAGGAGCGGCAAGCCUUUGAAGAACCGCCACCAUUUCCGGACAUCUGCGAGUGUCUUGAAUUUGGACCAAUGGCAGCAGAGCUUUCUAAACGACAAGACAAGAUCAAUGCUACAAGGCUGGAUAGUCGACUCGUCACUGACUUGUCAUUCAGACAUUCAUCAUCACUUGGACAGCUAGCAGCUUGCCGUGCAUCUGGUUCUGGAGCAUCCGUUUAG